CUCGGUCCUCCAGUCGCACGAGUGCAAUCGCCAACCGCGGUUGCUCUUACUCGGGUUGUCCGUACUCUACUCUUUCACUCCGGUCGCGUGUCGCGCGAUUCCUUUCGCUUUAGAGUGGGGACUACUCCUAGUGAAGCAAGCCGUUCUCCUGGGCGCCGCCGGUGCGUACCAGUGCGAGUAGACGCUUACGAACUGUACAUAAACCUCCCCGGCAAAAAACGUGCCUCGUCGUCUUUUCGAUUGCCGACGGCGGCGCGGUGGUGGAUUCCGCCGGCGCCGCCGCCGAAAUUGACAUUGCCCCGCAUCGGACGUCGUUGACAUGGCCGUGAUUGAUACUGACGACGUAGUCGUGCAAGUGGCCCCUUCGUUGUCCUCGGCAAAGACGGCAGGAAGAAGAGUAAUCGGUUACCGGUGUUGGAAUAGCCGUCGCUGCAGCACUUCCCGCGAACCGCUGCUGAUUCUUCUUCCUCGGCGUGUCGUCGUCGAUCAACGACGAGAUCAUCCGACGUGGGGAAUUGACGACGACGACGGGUCGUGCGUCAACUGUCACUGUUGCCGAGAACGGGACGACAAAUUCGUCGAGAGGAACUCGUCCCUGGUGAUGCUGAUUUGACCUGACCCCCGUCCUCCCCCCCACCACGGUCACCCGGCCUGCGAAUCCACGACACCGCGGAGCAACACUCUGGUCACCUCCCGUAGACCGGACCGUCUCACGAGGCCACGCCCGGACAACCAUACCCUCCCAGUCACUCCUUUAGGAUUCCGCUGAAAGAACGCACCCCGGCUGACAACACUGACAGAGCAAAGUUAGGCUUAAUAAAAAAAGGAAGGAAGGAACAACGCGAACGGCUGUCCCAAACAGUGGUGGCCAACGUCGAAAGCUCCAUCCCGCACCGCUCACACUUCAGGCCUUCCUGCUCAGCCGAGUGUUAACACCGGGGGAUCGAUAAAAAAAACCCGACGGUUCAACCUCGCAAAAGGAGGUUAGCCGUUUUCGUCCCGUCGCCGUCCUCCUCUCCCGGUCCCAUGGGCUGCACACUUAGCAAGAGCCUCUCGUCGCUGGUGCGCGGCGGCUCGGGCGGCAGUCGCAACAACAAGGGCAACAAUGGCGCUGCCGAGCCCGUGGGCGACCCGCCGCCACCGCCGCCGCCUGACCCGCGCCACCCGCUCACCGCCCGGCAGAUCUUCAGCAUCACAAAAUCCUGGAAGGCCAUCGCCAGGGCCAUGGAGCCCACCGGCAUCGAGAUGUUCGUCAGACUGUUCCAGGAGAAGGGGGACCUACUGGACUUGUUCGAGAAGUUCCAGGCGCUCCGCACCAAGGAGUCGCAGCGCGAGAGUAUGGAGCUGGCGCAACACGCCUCCGUGGUCAUGACCACGCUCGACGAAGGCAUCAACGCGCUAGACAACCUCGACUACUUCAUGGACUACCUGCACAACACGGGCAGGCUACACUUCAAGAUCAAGGGCUUCAAGAAGGAAUAUUUCUGGCACAUCGAGAACCCAUUCUUGGCGGCCGUGUCCGAGACCCUGGGCGAUCGGUACACGGAGAACAUCGAGAACAUCUACAAGAUCACCAUCCGAUUCAUCCUCGAGACGCUCGUCGAAGGCUUCGAAAUGGCCGAGAAGGAAGCGGCCGCGUAGCGAUGACGCGGAUCAUCGCACCUCGAUGAAAACUGUCUGCGCGUGUCCUUGCGGACGACAGGCGGCCAUGGAGUCACUGAGUAACGCAGAGUAGCAGCCUCUGCUGUUGCCUGCAGCCCGACUGCAGCCCGUACGUUUGCCAAAAAACAACAAAAAAGAUUGUCACGAUCCUUCCAGAUGGCUGGGACUUUGUGACAACGUCCUCAUCUUUGAUGGCUUUUUUGGUAUUUCCGUGUCGUCGCAGUCAGCGUGAAACUUCCCGCAGACAUUUCACCACACUUGGAGCUCUUCCGUUUGCGGCUUGCCCCUGAGAGAUUUUUUUGUGAACGUUUCGAGAGAUUUUUCGUGAAAGCCAUGUUUCUUCUUUUUGUUGCUGGUGCGUUCGCAUCACCGUGGAUCGCGCUUAUAUAACGCCAGUUCGUGUCUAUCCGGUGCAACGUUGCCACGCUGCGUAUGUAUUUCGCACCUGUGUCGAAACGUGGGGUGUAUGUCUUAAAGAGGCAACAACUUGCAUCGCGUGCUAUCUGCCACGAAUGUCAUGGUACACUGCGCAGUCUGGCCAUCAUGUUAGAUCAUCUUUCUGUAACGCCAUGUUGAUGGUCCUUCGUAUUGUGAACUUACACCGCGUGGUCCUUGCCGUGAACGCACAGACAUAGUUACGUACUCAGGAUCGUGAAUGUUAAGAGCAGCUGGUCGCGAUGGCCACCUUGUAAAGCGACGUGACAAGAAUGUCAAACUUCGCUAAGUGAAACGCUGGUGGUCCAAUGAGAUUUGACAAAUGUCUCCAUUGCAUCCUAACAUUCGGGAUGCGUAGCCCGCAAUCACUAAGCGGUUCACUGGGGUGUGAGUGAAGCGUCGUUUCUCAAGAAGGGAGUGACUUCGUGAAUCGGCCGUCCCGUAAUACCAGGACUGCGCACCGAGAAAUCACGGCACUUCGUGCAGUUUCACCAUCACGCUCGAUUAUUGUCCUGUAACGCCGUGUUGACAGCCGAUCGGCCCAACGGUGCGAGGCAGCCAUGUCGAGGAACCAGUGGGUGGGGCGGCUCUAAGCGCGAAGCAGCUGACGUAUUGUGAAGGCUUUGACGGGCAAGGCAGUACGCAUACUGAUUGUCUAACCGUCAGCGUAACAGCAUUCACGUAUAGAGUGCAGUGACACUGUCGUAUAUGCGCGCUGGUCGUGGGACCCCUACUCUCUCUUAUUCAGUGACUCCACAAGUUCGAAGCGUCGCCGCUCGGAGCCUCUCGCGUGUGGUCUUGUGCGUGACGUCACCGCGUCGGGCGGCUAAUGGCGCAGCGCGGAGACAGCCGCAGCGUGGCGCCACGGCUCGUUUCUUCGCCAUUACGUGGUUGCUUCACGCGGUUUAUUCCUGCCUGGAUUGUUUUUUUUUUCCUGUCCAUGAAGAAGAAGAAGGAAUAAGAGCUUUUUUUCACGCACUUUUAUUUUCCCACUAAGCUAUGCGAUUGCGCAAUCGUGUACUGCAGCGUGUGUGUGUGUGCGUGCGUGCGUGUGUAUCAGUGUCAGUGCUUGUGUGACGUCAGAGGAAGUGGCGACUAAGACCGCAUGCGGAAGCAAGAGUUCCGCUAGGGCGUCGGGGUUCCACUCCGUCGUCUAGCUACGCCUUCCGCUGUCCUGCUUAUUCCACGCGCCGGACCAUGACGUGUGGAGGCCUCCGUAACGUCAUCUCGUUGCACGUGACCACCCAAACGUGUCUGUUUUGUGUCUUACGCGUGUUACAUCAAAUGGCAGCCAUCAAGUAAAUGUCUCCCUGGGAAAAACGUCAGUACACCGCAUCGUAUGCCCUCCCUGUGUAUCCCGCGUUUCGUGCUGAGUUCCGUUGUAACUGUGACUUGCAUUCGCCCAUACGAAAGCCAAAUGCCCACUGCGAUUUCGUUUCUCUUGAUUCAUGAUAGCCUACGAGGAAUCGGUCGGUUCGUGGUUCACGGGCUCUGGUACAGUAUUAAAAAGAGUUCGCUACAACGCGCCCUUUACGAGGUCAACGUGACCACAGAACACUGUCUUCUUUGUAGUUCACAAAAUUUUUUUUCACCAGAAACUUUAUACCCUCUUUAUUGACAACAAUUUCUUCAAUGUGGUCAAAAUAAGGCAACGCAAGUUUUGUCGGGGAUCCGUAUUUUAAUUAACCUAUACGUCGCUGUAUCGCACGUUUCGCUAAAAAGGCGAGAUUGCUUGCGAGUACUGCCACUAGAUGUGUAACUUCAGUCGAUAUUCUUCGCUGGUAAACGGCACCAAUGUAUCGUGUCUCAUUCGGUGUUUGGCGUACCGCUAACAGACAAACUAGCCACGACCUGGCUGUGCGUAAGGUUUCGAUGUCCUCGUGUAGAAGGCAUGUCAGAUUUGCUUCGGACCGUACCGACCAUCAUCAGUUAACAGAUUAAUCGGCAAACCCGGAUGGAAGAUUGAACAAGUUGCUUGCCUAAUUAAAAACUGUUUCGUCUUUUUUUCUCGCCUUUAUUGGACCAAAUGAAGUGGCGCUGUAAGCUGAAGUAGUGUUACCCCAACGUUCGGGCUAUCUAAACUACAAAGAUAUCUGUAAAAUUAUUUGCUUUGUCAGCUCGCUUCUGCGCUGUACAGGCAUGUCUUGUGUGGGUUUCUCAAUGGUAUUCAACACAACGUUUCCUCUAUGCGUUCUUGUUGCUCAGAUGCAUUUUCAAGCAGUGCAAUCGCAGGAGCAUUCACGUCACGGUAUGAUAACCCUCGCGCCCAUUAUGUCUUGUCGGCUAGAUUAAGGCGCGAUUUCCAUCGCAGUACGUUCGCCACUGAAUACGCUGAUCUGUUGGCGAAAACUUUGAUGUUUGCUCUCUUCAUUUCAAUGACAAGCUGAAAGCUUCACU
Molecule: messenger RNA, 4494 nt
Organism: Rhipicephalus microplus (southern cattle tick)
Lineage: Eukaryota; Metazoa; Arthropoda; Arachnida; Ixodida; Ixodidae
Product: neuroglobin
Molecular function (GO): heme binding; oxygen binding
Source: RefSeq, a predicted model, not a curated record